AUGAAUGUUCGUUUUUCUGAUGGAGACAAUCAGUGGACCUGUGGCUGUGAAAAAGCGGCUUCUGGAGACGUUCAGAAGGUUCAAACGAAUGAGACUGGCGCUGGAAUAGAGACGUUUCUCUACUACAUGCUACCAUCAUUCCUCAUUUUCUCCCUUCUCGCAGGAGUCCUCUAUUGUCUUCAAUCCGUCAAUUUCAAAAAGGAAACAAAACACAUGAUGGAGCCGCUCAAAGUCAGAAUUCUUCCAAAAGAUCCAGAAUUAAAAUAA
Messenger RNA from Oikopleura dioica, 267 nucleotides. Lineage: Eukaryota; Metazoa; Chordata; Appendicularia; Copelata; Oikopleuridae. The record is from the annotation of a GenBank genome assembly.